GUUUAUCCGUUUAAGAAACUUAAACGUUGAAUUAUGCCUGAUCCAGUGAAAGCGCCCAAGAAGGGCUCAAAGAAAGCCGUUUCUAAGAGCGUGUCUAAGACCGGCAAGAAGAAGAGAAAGACCAGGAAGGAGAGCUAUGCCAUCUACGUGUACAAGGUGUUGAAGCAGGUCCACCCUGACACCGGUAUCUCCUCCAAAGCCAUGGGCAUCAUGAACUCGUUCGUCAGCGACAUCUUUGAGCGGAUCGCCGGUGAGUCCUCUCGUCUUGCUCACUACAACAAGCGCUCCACCAUAACCUCCAGGGAGAUCCAGACCGCCGUCCGCCUUCUGCUGCCCGGUGAGCUGGCCAAGCACGCCGUGUCUGAGGGAACCAAGGCAGUCACCAAGUACACCAGCUCCAAGUAAACUAGCAGCUGUUUA
Molecule: messenger RNA, 420 nt
Organism: Mugil cephalus (flathead mullet)
Lineage: Eukaryota; Metazoa; Chordata; Actinopteri; Mugiliformes; Mugilidae
Product: histone H2B 1/2-like
Exons: 1
Coding region: 34-405 (123 amino acids)
Cellular component (GO): nucleosome
Molecular function (GO): structural constituent of chromatin; protein heterodimerization activity; DNA binding
Source: RefSeq, a predicted model, not a curated record